Durio zibethinus is the source of this 2905-nucleotide messenger RNA. Its product is annotated as putative pectinesterase/pectinesterase inhibitor 12. The record is from RefSeq and is a predicted model, not a curated record. Gene Ontology annotation, molecular function: enzyme inhibitor activity; pectinesterase activity. Lineage: Eukaryota; Viridiplantae; Streptophyta; Magnoliopsida; Malvales; Malvaceae. Gene Ontology annotation, biological process: cell wall modification.
GCUUCUUCUCUGUCACGAGAUUAUGAUCUCUUGUGAAAAAAAAAAAAAGGCAAUUAGUCGUGUGUGUCGGUCUCAAAAUCUGAUCUACUAGGCCUAUAAAAGAAAGAAUAUCCUCUCAGCUUCUACAGCAGCUUUCAAUGGCUUCCUCCUUUUCAAAAUUGCCUUUCCUCCUCUUCACCAUUUUCUUCUCUUCAACUUUCGCUCUCAACACUACUUCAACAACGUCUCUAAACUCCAAUUUCUCUUCCAUACGAAAAUUUUGCCAAACCACUCCAUACCCAGAUGCUUGUUUUGAUUCAUUGAAGCUUUCCAUUUCAAUAAAUAUCAGUCCCAACAUACUUAACUACCUCCUUCAAACACUCCAGAGUGCAUUAUCUGAAGCUGGAAAGCUAACCAAUCUAUUCAAUAAUGGUGGAAGUGGAAAUAUUGUUGAAAAACAAAGAGGAAUAAUGCAAGAUUGCAAAGACCUCCACCAAAUCACACUGUCUUCCUUGAAAAAGUCAGUAUCAAGAAUCCUAGCAGCUGAUUCACGGAAGCUAGCGGAUGCAAGAACCUAUCUCAGUGCAGCUCUCACAAACAAGAAUACUUGUUUAGAAGGACUAGAUUCUGCUUCUGGUCCAUUGAAACCUAUUCUUGUGAAAUCUUUGAUUAAUACUUACAAGCAUGUCAGUAACUCUCUUUCAAUGCUCCCUAAGUCAGGUCCUAACAAAAAAGGCCAUUCAAAUCGUCGACUACUGGGAUUUCCAAGCUGGUUAUCAAGAAAAGCUUGCAGGAUUUUGCAAAGCACUGAUGAUGAAUACGAUCCGAGUGAAGUGCUCACUGUAGCUGCUGACGGAACAGGAAAUUUCAGUACCAUCACUGAUGCUAUAAACUUUGCUCCAAAUAAUAGCAAUGACAGAAUAAUGAUCUAUGUUAGAGAAGGGAUUUAUGAAGAGAAUGUGGAAAUUCCAAGCUACAAAACCAAUAUUGUUCUGCUUGGAGAUGGAAGUGAUGUCACUUUCAUUACUGGCAACAGAAGUGUGGUUGAUGGCUGGACCACUUUCAGAUCUGCAACUGUUGCGGUAUCUGGUGAAGGCUUUUUGGCUCGGGAUAUAACCAUUGAGAACAGGGCAGGGCCAGAGAAGCGCCAAGCGGUUGCAUUAAGAGUAAACGCAGACUUCGCUGCACUGUACAGGUGCACAAUCAACGGUUACCAGGAUACAUUAUAUGCCCACUCCUUUCGACAAUUUUACCGUGAAUGUGACAUAUCUGGGACCGUAGAUUAUAUAUUUGGGAAUGCUGCCGUGGUCUUCCAGGCAUGUAACAUAAUCUCCAGAAUGCCAAUGCGGGGUCAGUUUACAGUAAUUACAGCUCAAUCUCGAGACAGCCCAGAUGAGUACACUGGAAUUUCGAUACAGAAUUGUUCAAUUCUUGCGACAGAUGAACUGUAUGACAACUCAAGGAGCGUUAAAAGCUACCUUGGAAGGCCAUGGAGGCUGUACUCUACAGCAGUUUUUCUUGAAUCCUACAUUGAUGACUUUAUCGAUCCUACGGGAUGGACAAAGUGGUCCGGUGAUCAAGGAUUAGACACGCUUUAUUACGGAGAGUACAAUAAUUAUGGGCCACGUUCAGGAACGGAUCAUCGAGUUACUUGGCCUGGCUAUCAUGUAAUGGAUUAUGAUGAAGCCUAUAAUUUUACUGUCUCAGAGUUUAUUACUGGUGGAGCCUGGUUGGAUUCUACCUCAUUUCCAUACGAUGAUGGGAUUUAAAUUUUGACAGAUAAUACAACUUCAUUCUUCGCCUUUCUAGUCUAUUUCUAAUAUGGCAAUGAGACUCUAGCCGAGUGACCUACACGAAGGCCGUGAAAGACGAUGAAUGUAGAUAAGAAAACUUUUUACUUUACAGGUCAGACCUACAUGGAUCUCGAGUCGUGUCUUGUUGUAGGUUCCAGUUUUCAAAGCUUAAUUUGUACUCUGUAAGGGUAUAAAGUGCAAACUUCCAAGCAGAACUGUCCAUGCAAAACCGUUGACUUGCUUUUGUUUAGCUUAAAAUUUUCUUCGGGAACAUAAUCGAAUAGUGGAACAAAAAUACGUACGGCUGUCGUUUUUCAUCUUUCAAAUGUUUUGUAAAACUAUCCAAACGAUUUCCUCGAAUAUUUCAUUAUAAAUAUCUGUCGGUGAGAUUCCUUCCGUGACUAAAAUGCUGAUAAUAAUUUCAAACAAGGAAACACAAUGGUGGGCAUUUGGAGAUUUCUGGACCCAAGGCUUCGAGAUCUAUUCCUCUGUUCUAAGUUUUGUUUUGGUUUAGUAAGUAGCCUUGAACAUUUCAAGUCUACGGGCUGUCUUUUUUCAACUAAAUGGAUGCAACAUGUUCUUCGGUCACCUGUAGCCUUUCCGCACGCCUUUGCUACUUGCUUCGACAGUAGCCAUCCAUUCUAUUUCUACCCGAAGAUAGCCGUCUCUCUCCAAGCUUGAUAGGCCUCCAUCAUCUUUUUUGGACUCGAGAGCCCAGAAAAGGUAAUAUAGAGGGCCCAUUAUGCUACAUUUCAGAUUGCCAGUUCGAAGGUUCACCAUAUAUAGAAACAAGAACAUUGGCAUCCGACUUCUUGGUUAAAAGUUUCAAACCAGUCGGCGGUGAGACCAUACCAUAUGCUAACAAAUUGGCACUCUAAUUUCCUUCCUUCUUGUAGGCUCGAGUACCCUACAAUCCAAUUAUUCACUAAAUCCUUCUCUUUUCAGUCAUAGACGGAAAGAUAAUUGAAGACAACUGCACCACGAAAUGCUAUUCAAACGCACUCCGCAGUCAACCCCAAAAGAGGCUGGUGAAAUCCAAAAUGGUCCUAGAUUAUAGCUCUAGAUUACAGACAAAUCAGACAUGUAGUAAGCUGAUAAACAGUGGCAGAUUCAAGUGAAAAGGUAAGAUGUUC